Messenger RNA from Drosophila obscura, 1827 nucleotides. RefSeq names its product lysosome-associated membrane glycoprotein 1 (gene Lamp1). NCBI's taxonomy places the organism in Eukaryota, Metazoa, Arthropoda, Insecta, Diptera, Drosophilidae. The transcript has 4 exons. The record is from RefSeq and is a predicted model, not a curated record. Gene Ontology annotation, cellular component: membrane. The coding region runs from base 105 to 1106 and encodes 333 amino acids.
AUAUUAUCGUGCCAUUCGUUCGACAUCCAAAAAGAAGAGCAGGAGCAAAGCAGAGCUAAAACUUAAAUCUAACCAUAAAACCCUAGAGCAGAGAAAGUUACAAUAUGUUCGCCCACAAAUUGGUGCUGCUAGGCACAACAUUGCUUUUGCUGAGCAGCGCAGUUCACUCGCAAAGUUCUAUUAGUUUGAAGGAUGCCAAUUUCGAGGAGGCACCAAAAACUCUGGAAACAACUUCAGAGAAGCCAAGCAGCAGCAGCAGCACCUCCACCUCAACAACCACCACUACAGCAGCACCCAAAACUUCGACGACGACCACUGAGAAGACAAGCAGCAGCUCUAGCAGCUCCACAUCGACAACAACGACGACCAGCACUAGCACCAGCACCAGCACUGAACCACCAAAGACAACCACUACACCUGCGCCAGUGCCAACCACUACCCAUGCACCGCAACCAUAUCCUGAGCCCAAGGUCGGCACAUGGAAUGCAACCUGCAUUCUGCUCACCAUGGCCGCCCAACUGAACUUUACCUAUGAGACCAAGGAGGGAAAGAUGGCACAUGGCCUGUACAACAUACCCUCGAAUGCCACCAUUGGAGAUCAUGUGUGCGACAGCCAGACGAUUCAAAGUAUUCAAUUGAGCUGGGGACCCGCAACCUCUGUCCAAUCGAUGGUGAUGCAGUUUGACAACAAGAAUGCAACCACUGUGCUGUCCGCCAUCCAAAUCCAUUUGUCUGUGCUCAGCGAGGACUUCCCCGAUGCCAAGGAGAACCAAACUCUUCAGCUGAUUCAUCGCGGCAGUGAUGAAUUUAAGACGCCCGAGAAGAUGUCCUACCACUGCACACGCCCUCAGAAGCUAAACUUGACCGAGACUGUGGACUUGAAGCCAGAGAUUGGAUGGCUCAGCGUUAGCAACGUGCAGGUGGAGGCAUUCCGUGGUGCAAAUGCCGCCGGCUUCUCCACCGUACACGAUUGUGAUAGCUCGGAGACCUCGGAUGUGGUGCCCAUUGCUGUUGGCAUUGCCCUGGCCGCCUUAAUUCUGGUCGUUCUCAUCUCGUAUCUAUGCGCACGCCGUCGCUCCAACUCGAGCGGCUACAUGAGCUUCUAAGUAGGGAGUAGGAGGAAUAGCACCCCCAGCAAAUAGGGCACGUUGGAAUGGGAUUGAAACAGAGAUCGAAAGAGAGCAAAAAGAGGACGAGAGAUAGCAAAGCGUUUUGGUGUGUGUGUUUGAAAUCAGAGAGAAAAUUAAGAUUGAUUUUGAUAGAAGAUAAUUGGAAGCCGUCGUCUGUGAGCAUGUGAGGAGGAAUGAUCCAUUUCUUGUUUCGUGAAAAUUUCUGUUCAGUUUUGUAUUUGUUUUCGUCUAAAUCGUAGAACGCGCUCAAAAAGAGAAUGAAAGUGGCAAGGAAAAGGGGAAAAAAUGUAAAAGAAUUCAAUCGGAAGAAGCUCUGUGUAAAUCUGUGUCUGUCCCCCAUGUAAUGUGUGUCCAUAAAUUGUCGUCUCCGUCUGUCCACCCUCCCCCUGAAAUUUUAAACUUGCAAUAGAAGCACACCACACACACACACACACACACACACACAUUUUACUCAAUAUAUCACGUAAAAUUAAUUAGCGUGUGUCACACUCCGAAAAAAAAAAGGUGAAAACGAGCAAAGGGGGGGUUCAACGCUAUUGGCUGAUGAAAUUAAUAGUUGAUUAUGGGGUCGAGCUAUUUCCAACUAGAACGAACAUCAUUUUUAAAUUUUGAACGUAAUAUUAUCAAAAUACACACACAACACACAGAUUUAUUGUAUUAUUGGCCUUGAAAGCGUAAAUAAAAAUAAUAUUUAAAA